CCGCCUGAACGGCUGCCGCCGGCAGGGCCCGAUGCUUUCAAGGAGCAUACCCGUCUGGGUGCACCAAGCAUCACGUCUGGGGCUGGCAGCGCCGAGGUAGAACACGACGGACCCGUGGGUCAGCAGGGACGCGGUCCGGAGGAAAGACCCGUCAGGGCAAAGGCGUCCCCAGAGAACGCCGAAUACCUGCUGCGUCGGCGGAAAAUCAAGGAACUCAAGGAAGGGCGGGAGGCUUGCGGGUUCAUACGGCGCUUGCGUUAUCUGGACACUGCUCUACUGGACAACCUCGGUGCCCUGCCAUUGGAAGACCUGCAGCAAAUCGCAACGGAACUCACUAGCUCGGAACUCACCACGAACUUCCCCACAGUGCGCAGCGCUCUGGGGGGGUCGUUCCGUGAAGUUUCGCACGGCUACGUCAAGCAGCACACGGACGACGACGAGGUGCUGCAGUGUGGGGUACACGCGGUCCUGCUGCGCACCCUGGAGGUCUUCUGGCGCAAGUACAUGGUGGAGGAGCGCCUACUCAUGCCCAGCGACCGGCGGCGGAGAUGGACGCCCAUGGAGGCAGAGAUGAUGAUGCGGCAGGUGGACCGGCUCAGCCCGCUGCUGGGCUCCGUGCUGCGACGCACGGCCUGGCGGGGCGCCCCGCUGUCGCAGAUAGUUGCG
This is a messenger RNA of Astrephomene gubernaculifera, 666 nucleotides long. NCBI's taxonomy places the organism in Eukaryota, Viridiplantae, Chlorophyta, Chlorophyceae, Chlamydomonadales, Astrephomenaceae. The record is from the annotation of a GenBank genome assembly.